Labrus mixtus (cuckoo wrasse) is the source of this 670-nucleotide messenger RNA. It is a transcript of the gene ventx, whose product is annotated as ventral expressed homeobox. The transcript is spliced from 3 exons. Gene Ontology annotation, biological process: regulation of DNA-templated transcription. Gene Ontology annotation, molecular function: DNA-binding transcription factor activity, RNA polymerase II-specific; DNA binding. The record is from RefSeq and is a predicted model, not a curated record. The coding region runs from base 1 to 582 and encodes 193 amino acids. Lineage: Eukaryota; Metazoa; Chordata; Actinopteri; Labriformes; Labridae.
AUGGCAAACUUCUCUGUAGAAUGGCUCUCAAGAAGCUUCCAUGAAGAGGGGGCCCAGGAUGCUUCGCCUCAUUCAAAAGUCCGGAGAGAUAUUGAGGAAUUUAAAAAGGAAUCAUCUCCGACCUCGCUAAACAAUAGCUGCGGUUACACUUCAGGCUCUGAGAGCGAGGUGGGAGAGGACAGCGAAGGGGAGGCCGCCGCGCAGAGAAGGAUGCGGACUAAGUUCUCCUCCCAGCAGAUCGGCAAGUUGGAGAAAAGCUUCAGCAAGAACAAAUACCUGGGAGCUGUACAGAGGAGGACGAUAGCAGAGAGGCUGAACCUGUCAGAAACACAGGUGAAAACAUGGUUCCAAAACCGGAGGAUGAAGCUAAAACGGGAGGUCCAAGAUCUGCGCUCAGAGUUCCUCCCGGUCCCGGCUGCUCUGCUGCCUCCUCUGCUGUUUCAGCACCCCGCGCUCGGUGGACAGCUCCCCGCCGGCAGCGGCCUCUACGCACAGCUCCGGCCGCUCCACAGGGCGAUACUGCCGGCUGCUCUGCACCAGCACCGCUCCCCCCAUCUCAUCAUCCCCCCACUCUACUACUAAACUGUCACCAUCCACAAAAAAAAAAAAAUGUUGUCUAGAAUCUAGAUAUUAAUUGUUCUCUCUAAAAGAGGGGAUUAAAAGUUGUUUA